GGUGUUAUUGGCACGUUUUGACAAACGAUAGAAGCAGCAUUUUUCAAGUGGAAACAUAAAAUUGUCUAUAUUUUCAACUUCGUAACUACCGGUAAAAGGGCAUAAUUAUCCUGGUGUGGUUCUAAAUAAAAAUGCACACAGAUUUAUCACCCCAUCUUCACACACCGCAUUGUAAUGAACUGAUUGAAGCGUUAAAAAAGUGUCACGAAGAUCACAAGUUGGGAAAAUUUGUGGGAUAUUGUAAUUCAUUUGACAGCGCUGUUGUAAAGUGUUUGAAACAGGAACGUAUCGCUCGUUCAGCUGCUAACAGAGCCAAAGCACGUGAAAGACAAGCAGAACUAAAACGUAGACUCAACGAAGAGGCAUAA
Messenger RNA from Musca domestica (house fly), 368 nucleotides. RefSeq names its product COX assembly mitochondrial protein 2 homolog. The transcript is spliced from 2 exons. The record is from RefSeq and is a predicted model, not a curated record. Gene Ontology annotation, cellular component: mitochondrion. Bases 132 to 368 code for a protein of 78 amino acids. Lineage: Eukaryota; Metazoa; Arthropoda; Insecta; Diptera; Muscidae.